UGUAGAGAGUUGUUCAUCAUCUCCUAUCUUCUCACUCCACACAGAAGAAACUGAAACACAGUCUCCUCCUCAUCCAUCUUCUGAGCGAAAAAUGGAAGUGGCUCUUCUCUCCUUCUCGUCUUCCUUGUCUCCUCUCUGCCACCAGCGAAUCUCAACCCUAACACCCAAAACCUCGAAUUCCCCUCGCCUCCCGGUCAUCAGAUCCGCCGUGUCUCGUAACAAAAAGGAAGAGACCGUCGAAGCGGUCAAGUCCCAUCUCGAGAACUGCCAUCUCCUCGCCGCCAUCAACUACAAAGGCCUCACCGUCAAGCAGUUACAAGACCUUCGCAGAACUCUCCCCGACACCACGAAGCUCAUCGUCGCCAAGAACACUUUGGUUUACAAAGCCAUUGAAGGCACCAAAUGGGAAGCUCUCAAGCCUUGUAUGAAAGGCAUGAAUGCUUGGCUUUUCGUCCAAACUGAUGAAAUCCCUUCCGCCAUCAAACCCUACCGGAGCUUCCAGAAGGAACGCAAGCUUGAAGACAAUGACUUUGCCGGUGCCGUCUUCGAAGGUAAGUUCUACGCUCCUGACAAUUUCAAAGUUCUCGAGACCAUGCCCACUCGUGCUGAGGUCUACGCCAAGAUGCUCGGAGCUCUGCAGUCUCCGGCCAUCAAUCUUGUCUCUACUUUACAAGCACCGGCCAUUGAGGUUAUCAUGGUGCUUAAGGCUUAUAUCAAGAAGUUGGAAGAUGAGAGCAAUGCAUAGUUAAUAAGUAAGCUGUACUAAUCUAUCUUUUGGAGAAUGUAAUGUAUCAACAAGGAAAUUCAUUUUGUUUACGACUCAAAGCACCAAUUGUUAUUACAGUCACUCGGUUUUAUUGAAAUGUUGUUUUUUU
Molecule: messenger RNA, 875 nt
Organism: Capsella rubella
Lineage: Eukaryota; Viridiplantae; Streptophyta; Magnoliopsida; Brassicales; Brassicaceae
Product: 50S ribosomal protein L10, chloroplastic
Exons: 1
Coding region: 92-745 (217 amino acids)
Biological process (GO): translation
Cellular component (GO): large ribosomal subunit
Molecular function (GO): structural constituent of ribosome
Source: RefSeq, a predicted model, not a curated record